CCACAAUUUGCUCCUCAGUGUGAAUUGUGAAGUAUUCCAAUUAUUGUCAUUUUAUUUUUCAUUUAAAUACUUUUUUAUUAAGGAAAGAGCAAAAUAUAUUAAAAUGAGUGGUUUAGUAAGAACAGCGCACCGAGUUAUUCAGAGUUGCAUAAAAAAUUCUGGUCUCACUGGAGCUAUAGUGUCCAGAACUCAAGCUCCCGUAAAGCGUGACUUUACUAGGGGAAUAUGGCACAUGAGUUGUUCCAAGAGGAUGGAUAGCUCGUACACAUCAGAUCUUCUAAAAAAUCACUCCAACACAUGCAGUUGUGGUUGUGGUCUCAAAGCUCUUCAUACUAAAGACCAACAAGACGAAAAAUCUCCAAAUCCUAAACCUCUGGGUGAACGGGAACUGGUAGAGUUUCUCACAGAGGAGAUAGUUGCUGAACGUAAAGCUCAGAAGGUGAAAACACUUCCUGGUGAAGUAGAAGGAUUCAAGGUUCAGGGAGAUGGUGCCGAGGUUGUUCUCACUAAGCAGUUGAAGGAUGAGAUUGUUAGAAUAACAUUCAAUGUGAACCACACUGUGGACACGGAAGAUUUUGGUGAUGAAGCCCAGCAGGAGAAACAGGAGUUCUCUGAAAUGAGAUCCAAACCCCAGUUUGAAGUGGACCUCGUCCGUGGUGACACCACUCUUGGCUUUACUUGUUCCUUCCUUCAGGACCAACCAUCUGCCAGUGCUGAUGAAUAUAAUGACAUCUUUGGUAUUGAUGAGGUGACUCUAUACAAGGGUGAAUGGUCGGACAAAGUGUAUGCUGUCGCCGGUGAUGUGCUCGAUGGGUAUCUCUAUGAUCUUUUGAUGAAUCUACUCGAAGAGAAAGGUAUCAGCAACGACUUUGUACAAAAAUUGUCUGACUUCAGCACAGCAUAUGAACAUACAGCCUACAUCAAUAUGCUGGAGGGUAUCUCAAAGUUUACUAUUGGAAAACAAUAAAACCUUCACAAUUGAUUUGUUUAAGACCUGAGUACCUAAUCUGUUGAACCCUCUACAAACACAGUUUAAAAAAAAGUCUGGAUAUAAAUAAAAGGUUCAAUAUUGUUAUUGUAAAAUAAAUGCAAGAUGAAAAACACAAAAAGUUUGAACGACUAUUACUAAGGGUUAAACAAAAGGGAUGUUUACAACAAGAAGUUGAAGCAUUUAUUUUGCUGUAGGAUAGCUUUAAAGAUUGUUUAGUUUAAAAAGUGAUGUUCUGUUAGUGUUACGUUUUUAGUUUGAAUAAAAGAUAUUCAAAUA
Molecule: messenger RNA, 1267 nt
Organism: Danaus plexippus (monarch butterfly)
Lineage: Eukaryota; Metazoa; Arthropoda; Insecta; Lepidoptera; Nymphalidae
Gene: P32
Product: complement component 1 Q subcomponent-binding protein, mitochondrial
Exons: 6
Coding region: 104-967 (287 amino acids)
Biological process (GO): cytosolic ribosome assembly
Cellular component (GO): mitochondrial matrix
Source: RefSeq, a predicted model, not a curated record